GCUUGACAAACCGGAUGUACAGCCUUCCCAAUGUGACUUACCUUGGCAAACAUCGUUAUGUUUUAAUGCUGUCUUCGUCUAGUGGUUUAAAGUCUGCAAAAUGUUUCUUACCACCGCAAAUUUGGCCAAGGCAAAGUCAAAGACCAUCUUGGUGCAGAUGAUGAGCGCUGCAGGGACAGGCUACUUCUUCAACACGAAGAGGAACCGUCUCAGAGAGAAGCUGGUGCUGCGCAAAAACGAUCCGUUUGGUAAGUUAUAAAUAACCAGCUGUGUAUGCUCUGCACAUGUAACAUACAUACUAUAACCCUUUAUUGAGCAUUAGUCUGUGCUGAAAAAUAAAAGGACAAACCCAUGUUCAUGGUAAUGGUACCAAGCUGUUAAUGUUUUAAAACAGCAGCUGGACUUUCAGCAUGGUGUACAGUGCAUCCGGAAAGCAUUCACAGCGCUUCACUUUUUCCACAUUUUGUUAUGUUACAGCCUUAUUCC
Anarrhichthys ocellatus (wolf-eel) is the source of this 486-nucleotide messenger RNA. RefSeq names its product mitochondrial ribosomal protein L33 (gene mrpl33). NCBI's taxonomy places the organism in Eukaryota, Metazoa, Chordata, Actinopteri, Perciformes, Anarhichadidae. Gene Ontology annotation, molecular function: structural constituent of ribosome. The record is from RefSeq and is a predicted model, not a curated record. Bases 101 to 259 code for a protein of 52 amino acids. Gene Ontology annotation, cellular component: mitochondrion; ribosome. Gene Ontology annotation, biological process: translation. The transcript has 3 exons.